Xyrauchen texanus (razorback sucker) is the source of this 1206-nucleotide messenger RNA. Its product is annotated as probable E3 ubiquitin-protein ligase TRIML1. Lineage: Eukaryota; Metazoa; Chordata; Actinopteri; Cypriniformes; Catostomidae. The transcript is spliced from 6 exons. Bases 65 to 1189 code for a protein of 374 amino acids. Gene Ontology annotation, molecular function: protein binding. The record is from RefSeq and is a predicted model, not a curated record.
GUGGAGUAAGAGAUUGGAAAGGCAGGAAUAGAAGACCACACCUUUUACCGAAUCCAGUUAAGAAAUGGCAUUAGUUCGGAUUAGAGUUGGGGAGUCAAUCAUGAAGACCCAAACCCAGGACACCCCAAUAAAACUUCAGGAGACCCUGAAGCGACAAAGAGACAUUCUGGCAUUCCGAAUGAAAAAACUGUCAUCAAAACAAUCUGACUUUAAUAGCAAAACUGCAAAACUUAAAGAGAAGAUUAUGAAGAAAUAUGAUGACAUGAAAAGGGUUUUGGAUGAAGACUUGCAAAUUACACUGUGCCAACUGGACACCGAGGCAGAGGCCAUGGAGAGAGCUGUUGAGGACAACAUUGAGAAGAGCUACUGCCUCACAAAGGAAAUUGACCAACAGUUGGCUGAACUGUCUGCACAGUUGGAGAAGGAUAAACAACAGAGCCAAGAGAAGAUGUCAGAGAUGAAGGUAAGGAUAAUGGAGACACUGAAGAAGACAGAUCCAGAGUUAAUACAGAUGGAUGAGUUUAAGAACAAGCAGCUACUCGGUUUAACCAUCAACCUGUUGCUGUUCAUUCGCUCACAGGUUCCUGUCACCAAGAAACUUUUUCAAAGCUAUGCCCAAGAAGUUGUUCUGGAUCCUGACUCAGCUCAUCCAAAGCUUAUUAUAUCCCCAGCAGGCGACUCAGUCACUUAUACCAACACCUGGCAGGAAGUUCCUGAAAAUCCCUCUCGCUUCGACACCACCCUGAACGUGAUUAGCCGAAAGUUCUUCCAGAAUGUUCGUAACUACUGGGAGGUGCAGGUCACUGGCAAGACAUACUGGGAGCUAGGGCUCACAUACCCCAACAUCCCCAGGAAGGGGCGAGAGGAAAACUGCUGGCUGGGCCGGUGCCCAAAGUCCUGGUGCAUUGAGUAUUUUAAUGGUGAUUACACAGCCUGGCACAAUGGCAUUCCCCAUGAGCUCACUCAUGUAUCUGGAAGAACAUUUGAGCGCAUUGGCAUCUUCUCCAGCUCAGAAGGAGGUUUCGUUUGUUUCUUGGGGGCCGACACCAUGAUGCCCUUGUAUAGCUUUUGUGCAGGAACCUUCACAGAUUCAUUAUACCAAGCUGUCUGUCCUGGUCACGACAACCAGGGUACAAACGGCAAGCCACUAUUGAUUUGUGAUGCUUCGAAAUACACCCAUAUCUUGUGAUGGACAACCAAUAAGAA